ACUUUAGUCAGCAGAUAAUUAGUCUUUUUAAAUACGUGCAAAGAGAAAAAAAUAAAACCUUCCAUCAGACUUGUGUUUGUAGAAGUUGUCAGCAAUCCUGCUUUGAUUGGAGAGGGUAUGCAGCCCUUUGAAUAGUUAAAACAUCUGUUCAGCGACGUUGUGAAAUGCUCGUGUUGGGAACCCCUGAUAAGGGGGACUGCUGAGCGCUUGGCUCUCACAGGCUCUACAGGCAGCAAGGGCUGCAUUAACUGUGGCCACUGCUUGCCUUUCCUCCUCCUGGGCAGAGCACAACGUAGGAGACAGCUACUAUUCUACAUGUGAUUUUGCUUUGAGAGGGAGAGAGCAGGAAGUGCCUAGGAAAUGGUUCAUGACAGAAACCUGGAGUUUUAAAUAGGAGAGAAGAGGAGGAGGAGGAGAGCACAUGGGCACAGUUUGUGAACAGUUGAAACACUGACACAACAGCAGCAGGGGAAAACCAGACUUCUGAGAGAGCAAGCACCUCCCAAGCUGUCCAGAUGGAAGGAGAGACAGUCCCCGAGGCCAGGGGAGCAGGCAGCAAAGCCACUCGGAUCGCCCUCGGUGUCUUUGUGAGCGGCACUGUUGUGCUUGGCACCGCUCUUUUCUUGGUUAGCCAAGGUCUUAUAAAGUUUCAUCCGAAGCAACAGUACUGUUUGACUGCAGAAUGCAUUGAAGCUGCUGCUAGCAUCCUGAGCAAGAUAAAUCAAUCUGUAGAUCCAUGUGAGAACUUCUAUCGAUUUGCAUGUGAUGGCUGGAUAGAUAAUAACCCCAUUCCUGAAGAUAUGUCCAACUAUGGUGUUUAUCCCUGGCUGCGACACAAAGUGGACCUCAAACUAAAGGCAUUGCUAGAGAAACCCAUCAGCAAAAGACGAGACAGUGAAGCUGUACAGAAGGCCAAGAUCCUUUAUGCAUCCUGCAUGAAUGAGGAUAAAAUUGAAAAAGCCGAUGUGAAACCCCUGUUAAGUAUCCUGAAGCAUUCACCUUUCCGCUGGCCUGUGUUGGAAUCCAAUAUUGGACCUGAAGGGCUGUGGUCAGAAAGGAGGUUCAGCUUAGUCCAAGCCUUGGCAGCUCUGCGUGGCCAGUACAGCAGCUCUGUCUUCAUCCGUUUGUACGUGGCUGCUGAUGACAAAAUCUCCCACCGCUACAUCCUGAAGCUUGAUCAAGCAAGCCUCUCUCUGUCAUCUCGAGAGGAUUACCUAGAAAAUACCACAGAAGCCAAAUCUUACCGAGAUGCCUUUUUGAAGUUCAUGGUUGAUACAGCAGUGCUGCUGGGUGCAAAUGCCUCCCGAGCUGAAUCUGAUAUGAAAUCAGUACUAAAACUGGAAGUUAAAAUAGCAGAGAUCAUGAUUCCAUAUGAAAAUCGAACAAGUGAGGUGAUGUACAAUAAAAUGAACAUAUCAGAGCUUAGUGCCAUGAUUCCACAGUUUGACUGGCUGGGAUACAUCAAGAAGGUGAUUGACACCAAACUCUAUCCUGAGCUUAAAGAUAUAGGUCCUUCAGAAAAUGUGAUUGUCCGUGUUCCCCAGUACUUCAAAGAUUUAUUCAGGAUACUAGAAAAUGAAAGGAAAAAGACUCUUGCCAAUUACCUGGUAUGGAGGAUGGUUUAUUCAAGGUUAUUUAACCUCAGUAGACGCUUUCAGUAUCGGUGGCUGGAAUUUUCUCGGGUGAUCCAUGGGACUACAACUUUGCUGCCUCAGUGGGAUAAAUGUGUGGACCUUGUAGAAAAUGCCCUCCCUUAUGUUGUGGGUAAGAUGUUUGUGAAAGCCCAUUUUAAAGAAGACAAGAAAGAGAUGAUGGAGGAAUUGACUGAAGGAAUUCGCUGGGCUUUUAUUGACAUGUUAGAAAAGGAGAACGACUGGAUGGACUCUGAAACAAAAAGAAAAGCUCAUGAGAAGGCAAAAGCAGUUAUGGCGAAAGUUGGUUACCCUCAGUUUAUAAUGAAUGACACAUAUAUUAAUGAAGACAUCAAAACACUGAAGUUUACAGAAAGUGAUUAUUUUGGCAAUGUAUUGCAAACUCGCAAAUACGCAGCCCAAUCUGAUUUCUACUGGCUUAGAAAAGAAGUUCCAAAAACAGAGUGGUUUACAAGCCCAACUACUGUAAAUGCUUUUUAUAGUGCAUCUACCAACCAGAUCCGAUUCCCAGCAGGAGAACUUCAAAAGCCUUUCUUUUGGGGAACAGAGUAUCCUAGGUCAUUAAGUUAUGGUGCCAUAGGAGUGAUUGUUGGCCAUGAGUUUACUCAUGGAUUUGAUAGCAAUGGUCGGAAAUAUGAUAAAAAUGGAAAUUUAGACCCUUGGUGGACAACUGACUCUGAAGAAAAAUUUAAAGAGAAAACAAAAUGCAUGAUUAAUCAAUACAACAAUUACUACUGGAAGCAAGCUGGCUUACAUGUGAAAGGGAAGAGAACUUUGGCAGAGAACAUUGCAGAUAAUGGAGGUUUGCGAGAAGCUUUCAGGGCAUACAGGAAAUGGAUUACAGAAAAGAGGGGAGGAGAAGAAGAGCCUUUACUGCCAGGCCUUGAGUUCACACAUAACCAGCUUUUCUUUCUGAGUUAUGCCCAUGUAAGAUGCAACUCCUUCAGACCAGAAUCUGCGAGGGAGCAAAUAUAUACUGGAGCUCACAGCCCUCCUCAGUUCAGAGUGAUCGGAGCCAUGAGCAACUUUGAGGAGUUCCGCGAGGCGUUCAACUGCGCGGCGAACACGACGAUGAACCGCGGGGCGCAGUCCUGCCGGCUCUGGUAGCUGUCCCUGCCAGCUCUGGUAGCUGUCCCUGCCAGCCCUUCUCUCAGGAGGCUGCAAUUGAACUGCUCAAACCCAUUGCCAGAGCUUCAGAAUGAUGCUCUGAAGUAUGGAGAGGUGUUACUUCAGAUGCACCUUCCUCACCCAUGUUGAUGAUCUGCAUGGAUCUGAUCAUUCCUCACUUACAGCCUAGAAACAUUCCAAAUAGAAGAGCUUUUCUUUAAGUAUAAUAAUAAAAAGUCACUCCUUUUAACGAUAAAACUACUCUGGCUCAUCUGCAGUAUCGCUGCUGUUGAUGGAUAACUGCCAUUAUCAAUUCUAAUUCCUGAUUUAUGGUGGAGCAAGACGUAAAUGCUAAAAUCCAGUUUUAAUCUAUUGCUCUGCAGGGGUUCUAUGCAGAAUGCUCCCACAGUAAAAUUUAUUCUUUCUAGAUGAAGAAAUUCAUGAGACCUGCUAUAAAGCCAGCUCUGAUCUGCUGCGUGAUACUGCAUUUUCAUAACUUAAGCUGUCACUGCCCAGCAUGCCAUAAAUGAUGUUGCAUGAUGUAAAGACACAAGACUUUAUAUAAGUUCAGUUUAGUAUGUCAGAUUAGUGCCUCUGGUUUUGGAACAGUUUCAAGCUGAGAAAGUACCUCAUGGUAUUCAUCUGUAGGACUAAAACAUAAAGGAUACUUGUCAGAUCAUGGCCUCUUCUAAUUUUAGACCAGCUUAUGAUAAAAAUCAAUGUGUGGUGAAAAUCAGAGGCUCUCAGAGGGGAUUCCCAGCACCACGAUACUCAUAAAUAUUGCAGCAUUUAUUCUGGUUUACAGUGUAGGCAGUUUUUCCCCAGCACCUUGUGCUGAAGAUAGCUUCAUCCACAUUUAUUUUUUUAAGCCAGAAAUACUAUACCAGUUUUAAAUGUUGGAUUUUAUUGUUUCUUGGUUUUACAUGGCAUUUUGAGUAAUGCCCUCAUGUUCUGGAUGGGGCAGGAUGACUUGUGAUUUUAAGAUAAGAGUUUGUGACGGAAAAACAGAGUACCGGCAUCAUUUGAGUUGCUGGAUAAAAAGAGCAAUUGAGGAGUAGAGGACUUAAAAAUACAGUAAAAAUACAGACCAGUUGAGUUUUCAAUUUGAUUUUUAAGAAUAUUCAUGAAAAGAUAUUUUAUUACAGCAGAAAAACUUUAACACAUAACUAUUACUGGGGGGGGUGAGAUGGAGGGUGAGGGAGGAUGCGCACACAGCUCUUUUUUCCUAUCAGAAAGGUACCUAUAUGAGUGGUAUGUAUUUAUACCUUGUGCAUGAUUUCAUUUUUACGUGGUGGAAUUAUCUCAAAAGGAGUUUCUUUAGACUGAUUUAAUUACUGCAAAUCUAUAUAGAGUAAUAUACAUGUGUAUAUACAUAUAUACAAAAUAUAAUUUUUAUAUGCUUUUAUUUUAUCAGUAUAGAAGUGUUAGUAAGGGAAACUUUUUUUACAAAGAUUGGUCAAAUACUGUUGGAUUUUUUUCUUUUUUUUGGUUGGAUAAAGACUAGAUUGGAUGGUCCAGAGGGUGAUGGUCAAUGGCUCAGAAUUCCGAGGGACAUCAGUGACAAGUGGUGCCCCUUAGGGGUUCCUACUGGCGCCAGUGCCAUUUAAUAUCUUCAUUAAUGACAGAUAAAGGGAUCAAGUGCACCCUCAGCAAGUUUGCAGACAACAGCAAGCUGAGUGGAGUGGUUGCCACACCUGAAGGAUGGGAUGGCAUCCAAUGGGACUUGGACAAUGAGAAGUGGCUCAUGGGAAUCUCAUGAGGUUUAACACGACCAAGUGCAAGGGGCUGCACCCAGGUCUGGGCAACUCCUUGUGUCAGCAAAGUCUGGGGAUGAACAGAUCAAGAGUGGCCCUGCCUAGAAGGACUUGAGGGGGCUGGUGGGUGAGAGGCUGGACAUGACCCAGCAACCCAGGCAUCUGCAGCCCAAAAAACCAACAGUGUCCUGGGCUGCAUCCAAAGCCCUGAGGGCAGCAGGUCAAGGGAGGGGAGAGGAGGCCACCAAGAUGAUUUGAGGGAUGGAGCACCCCUCCUAUGAGGAAAGGUUGUGAGAAUUGGGAUUGGUCAGCCUGGAGAAGGAAAGGCUUCGGCGUGACCUAAAUUUCAGCCUUCAGUACAUGAAGGGAGGCUCCAAGAAAGAUGGAGAGGGACUUUUCACAAGGGCAUGUAGUGACAGGACAAGGGGGAAUGGCUGUAAACUGAGAGUAGCUCUGGAUUAGGAGGAAGUUCUUUACUGUGAGGGUGCUGAAGCACUGGAACAGACUGCUCAAAGAAGUUGUGGGUGCCUCAUCCCUGGAAAUGUUUGAGGCCAUGUUGGAUGGGGCUCUGAGCAACCUGGUGGAAGUGCAAGGAGGUGACCUUGCCCAUGGCAGGGGGCUGGAAUUAGAUGAUCUUUAAGGUCCUUUACAACCCAAAUCAUUCUAUGAAUCUGUGAUUGUCCAACAGUCAUGGUGGAGGAAGGUUUACUGAAGCUAACUAACUGAAACAAAUUGGGUUAUUUUCCUGUGUGUCUUUAGAAAGAAGGGGGUCACAAUGGAAGCAUAAUUUAUGGAAAAGGACAGGAUCUCAAACUACCUUCCAGAGUUAAGGAAAUAGACAUUCCUGUCCUUAAGGCUAUGUUGCCACUUCUAGAAACAAAAUAUUGUGAUUUGGGAUCAGAAUAUUCUUUUAUCUUUUUCUUUCCCUGGAGAAUUCAAAGUUUUCUUAAGAGGAAAGCAUUUUCCCUUCCUUCAUUCCAGCUCAGUUCCUGAGUUCCAUGGAUUACAGUUUAUCAUUUGAAUUGCCACUACUAAAUUUUUUUCUGCAGGUAUUUUUCCCAUAAAUAAUAGUGGCAGUAUUUUCAUAGAGCUUUUCCUCAAACAAGCAAACUGAGUAUGUACUGACUUUAUUUCUGUGCUUAUACAAGCACUGACAUGACUUGAUGUUGGCUGCUUUGGAUCAACAGCACAAAGUUCAGGGUUGAUGUCCUGGCCCAAUUAAAGGUAGUACCAAUAUGGUUGUUGUCCUCAGAAAAAUAAGGACAUAAACUCUGGCACUUAUCUGGAUUUUAUAAAUUACUGGAAUAGGCAAAGAUGGUUUCACAACAGUCAACUCUGCAUUUUCUAAUUUUAUCUCUCAAAUCAGAGAUGUAUUUGCAAGAAUUCCCCUCUCAUGGUUAUUUUCCAGUGGGACAGAUUCUGUCAUUUUGUGAUUUAUGAAGUUGUUUCUCUGUACUGAAUUGGAUUUUUUUCUAAAAUGUCUGAUGUUUCUUGCCUUAAAUGUCACUCUUCCUGCUCCUUGUUAGGCUCAGGUCUUUCAUGUUUAAUACCAGGGAUUUCUGCAUGGUCUUGUGUGUAUUCCCAAUGGCACAGGAACCACUGCAAACUCUUUCAUCCUUGCUAGGCCAUCUCCUGCAGCAGACAAGGGACAGGUCUGGGCUGGGGGACAGUAGGGAACUGGGUGUUUUGGGGGCAAUGCACUGGGAGAAAGGGAAGAGAGAGCAUGACCUGAUUUUGGCAGCUGAGAGGGUACGGAUACACUGCUGGGGGAAGCCAGAAGUCCUUGCUGCUGACUGGUACGUUCAUCAGUUGUAUCCUAAUUCAGGAAAUUCUUGCUGUUGACUCAGGUUCUCAGUGUUUGGGGUUUAGGUCUUUCCUGUGUCCCCACAAGGACCCUGGCCUGCCUCACCUGCUGCUUUUUACCUCAAAUCAAAGAGUUGAUCUUACAAUUUACAGUUCACUUUGGAUAAGCUGCUUAAGUACCAUUUGGAAAGCAAAGCAGGAGGUAAUUAAACAAGUUCUUAAAACUUUUGUCAUCAAAGACAGCCAAGACAUUGGUGAUGGUUUGUGAGGGCUCUGCCCAUUGCCUCUGUUUUAUCAGAGCACCUGGCUGUGCUUUGUUUUUGUGUUGUGCCUCCUGUGUCUGUGCCAGCAGUGCCUUCCUGCAUUGCUCUCAGGUUCACUUGUUACAUCUAUGCAAAAAAUCCUUCACCACAUAUAUCCUUUCUCCCAGAGCUUUAAAAUUGUUAUUUUGCUUAAUUGUAAAAUAAUAUAUCAGUAAUAUUGGGAAAUGUUUCUUCCUGUUGGCUCAGUAGUCUACUUCUUCAGUGACCAGGAGGGGAAGGGUCACCUAUGAAUGAAACAUUUUUACCUUUGUAAAUCUGAGGAGAUAUUUUUCUACUGUGUAGACAUAAAGAAACAACCUCUACUCCUGUCCCAUGUCUCCUUCUUCAGGUCAUAAAAGUAUGGAAACUUUUUCUCUUCUAGUUAAUCUAAUCUAGAUUUUGUUUUGUUUUGGUUUGGUUUUGUUUAAGCCUGAAAUGCUAAAACACCAGUUUAUACACUGUGAAUAUUUCUGCUGAUCAUAUUGUGGAAGACUAAGCUCUCUGAAAAGGCACCUGUGCUAUUCACCUGUAUAAACUGCUUUGGUACAUAAAUGAUGUCCAAGCUGGGUCUGGACACCAAAGGACCAAAAAACUCAGCUGAAUUAUAAAACUCUGCCUCAUGCCCUGUGCAGCUGGACUUCACUAUUCUUUAAGUAGGAACAUUAUCAUGUCACUAAUUGGUUGAAUAAUUUAUAAAAUAAUCAGGUAGGUCUGCAUAUAACUUUUCAUUGAGUAUUAUUCAAUUAAAGACAUGGAAGUAUAUCUCAUAACAAUGUUAUAUGUUAUAUGUAUAUAUAUAUAUAUAUGUAUAUACACAUGUAUCUGUCAAUGAAAUGUUAAAAGCCUGACAACUCAGGAGGCAGAACUAUAGUGGUUUAAAAUGUCUUUUGUCUUUAAGUCUUUUUAAUCUGAUUUUUAUUUACUGGUCAGUCUAUUGUACAUUUGAAUUUUUCUACUUGCAUAGUACAUUGGUUGACUGUUUUAAAGACAAUUGUGUUAGCAAAUAAAGCUAAAGUGAUGAAGAAUUUUCCUAUGCUUGCAGUAUGGUAAAACCUGCUUAGCUUGGCACUGUCCAA
This is a messenger RNA of Camarhynchus parvulus, 7694 nucleotides long. RefSeq names its product phosphate regulating endopeptidase homolog X-linked (gene PHEX). Gene Ontology annotation, molecular function: metalloendopeptidase activity. Bases 516 to 2759 code for a protein of 747 amino acids. Gene Ontology annotation, biological process: protein processing. The transcript has 22 exons. Gene Ontology annotation, cellular component: plasma membrane. The record is from RefSeq and is a predicted model, not a curated record. Lineage: Eukaryota; Metazoa; Chordata; Aves; Passeriformes; Thraupidae.